AUGAAAUGUUUUAUAAAGGAUAUAAUUAGAAAUAAAUAUUUAUUUAAAAGGAUUCUAUUUGAAGUUAGAAUGUUAGUUUAUAAAGAGAUAAAUAGUGUUGGGUGGUACAUUUCACGUAACAAAGAAGAUAUACUAAUUGAAAAGGUAUAUAGAAACCAUUAUCUAUCAUUUAAUAAUGAGCAAUUGUUAAGAUUAUUUAAAACAGUUAAAAGCUCUUUCUUUGAUAAUGAUGAUGGUGACGAACUAUCAAACAAUGACCAUAUACUUGAAAUCAAUUCCUUCUAUAAAAUCUUUUUUAAAAAUUAUAAAAUUAUUGACCUUGAUAAAAAUGAUAAAACAAAUAAUAAUGAUUCAAUUAAAAGUAAUAUUGUUGGAAAUAAUAUACCAAAUUUAUUAAAUUUAAACAGUACAAAAUUUUCAAGAUCAAAUCAAUCACCUGUAUUACAAAAAACCAUAAAGGAAAUCAUAGAUUUAGCAUUACAAUCUAAUAAUAUAAACAUUAUUCAAAUAUCAAUUAAUAAUAACAACAGUAGUAUAAUUACAUGGGAAACACUUUUAAGUGCUGUAUCUUAUGGCUCAUUUAAAGCAUUUAGAUACCUUUAUGAAAACUUUUUUAAACAGCAACAACAACAACCUAUAUCAAGUACACAUCAAGAUAAAAUGUGGAAAAAUUUAGGUGAUAUUAGUAUCAAGAAGAGGUGUAAAUUUAUUAGAUACUUUAUAACUGAAAUAAACCUAUUUCCAACAACUAAUAAAAUGGUAACAUAUACAACAAAUGCUACCAAAACAACAACAGUAACAACGCUAACAACAAUUAAAAAAAUAUUUGAUGUUCCUCUAUUUAAUCAAGGAUUUAAACUAUCAAAUUUAAUUGAUUUUUGCACUUCAAUUGUAUUAUUAAUCAACAUUGAAAAGAUAGAUACAACUGAUAAUGAAGAUUCAUUAUUAUUAUCUUUAAAUGAUAUUCAAGAAAUUGAGUCCAAUAAAACAAAAACACAAUUAAAUUCAUUAAUUGAUAAUAUCUCAAAUGAUGAUAAAUCAAUUCAGAUACUAUCUAAAUUUUUUAUUUCAAUAAACAAUAAUAAUAAUUAUAAUAAUAAUAAUAAUAAUAAUAAUAAUAAUAAUAAUAAUAAUAAUAAUAAUAAUAAUAAUAAUAAUAAUAAUAAUAAUAAUAAUAAUUUUAAUAAAAUAAUUUAUUGGUUAAAAUAUAAUUCAAAUGAUUUAGAAUAUCUUGAAUCAUUUGAUAUUAAUGUACAUACAACUCAUCAACUAGCAUUUAAAUUCGGUAAUUUUGAAUUAUUUAAAAAAUGGUUACUUUAUUGUUUUGAUAAUGAUUUAAACUCAAUUUUAAUGAAUUAUCUUCAAUCUGUUUAUCAAUUUAACCCAACACCAAAACAAAAGCAACAGCAACACCAACAACCACAACCACCUCCUUUAUUUGAAUAUUGUAAAAAUGAUGAAAAAUCUCAAAUUAAAUUUAUUAAUGAUUAUAUUAGUUUAUUUUUAUCAUUAAAUAAUAAUAGAAUGGAUAAUGAAUAUAAAGAAUAUUUAAAAUCUAUGGGUAUAUUGUAUCUAUUAUUUGGUUUAAUAAAAUUCAAUAAUUUAAAACUUUUAAAAAUAAUGUUUCAACAUAUACAUAAUCAAGAUUUUAUUUAUAAAUUUGAAAAAUCUCAAAAAAUUAUCUUUCAAAAUUUAAUUGAGCAUAUAAAAUCAAUUGAAAUUUUAGAUUUUAUAAAUUCAAAUUAUUCAAAAUAUCUAAAUGAAGAUGGUUGUGAAAAAACUUUUGAAAUUAAAUGUUUAGAUCCAUUGAAUAUUAAUAUAUUGGAACAUUUAGAAUCAAUAUUACCAAAUGGAUUUGAAAUUAAAAUUAAAGAAUUAAAUUCAUCAUUACUUUUUCACAUAUUAAACAACUCAAAUAAUACAACAAAAGUAAAAAUUGAAGAAUUUGAAUCAAUAUCCUUCUCUGUAAGAUCAAAUAAUGAAUUACAAACUAUAAUUAAAAUAUUAUCAUUGGAUAAAUAUCAUUUUAAAUAUCAUUUAUAUAGACCAUUUAAACAUCCAAAAGAUUUGAAAAAUGAAAAUGAAAAUGAAAAUGAUUAUUAUUUCAAUCAUUUUAGAGACUAUUCACCAUUUAGAAUCUCAUUAUUUAAAUGGAUUUUUAAUAAUAGAAAAGAACAUUUACAUAGUAGCAAUGGUAGAUUAGAAAUUGAAAAGAGUGACCUUAAUGAAUUACUUUAUUUAAUUGGUGAAUUUAAUGAUCUAAUAACAAUAGAAAAACAAGAUGAUAGUUCAUUACGUUAUGUCUAUCAGAGAAUUGGUGAAAAAGGUGAUUUUAAAACAUUAAAGUUAUUAUUACAAUCUUUUAAAAUUUCAAAUGAAAAUUUAAAUAGAUUAUUGUAUAGUUCCGCUGAAUUUGGUAGAUUAGAAAUAUUUCAAUAUUUAAAGAAAUCAUAUCCAAAUAUUUUUCAAUCUUUCUUUGAUGAUGGUGGUUGUAGUAGUAUUAGUAGUAGUAGUAGUAUUGGUAGUGCUAUCAAUAUGUAUGGUGUUAAUUUUGGUGUCAGUGGUGCUGGUGGUAUUGAUCAAACAAUUGUUGAAGAUAAUAAUAAUAGAAUAAAAUCAACAAAUUUGAAUGAAAUCGAAUCAUAUAGUAAAUAUUAUUUUUAUGAUUUAAAUAAAAGAUGUGAUUUUAGUCAAACUGAUACAAUCCUUGUCACCAAUCAAUCCUUUAAAUCCUUUUCCCCAUUGAAAAUCCAAGAAUUAUUAAAAGAUCAAGAAUCAAAGUUUAACUUUUUAACUCAAAGAACUGGUUUCACUUCGACCUGGGAUGGUAGAAAUAGAAGUACUCCAAAUUCAAUUCAAAAAUGUUGUAUGAAAAAUAAUCAUAAAAAUUUAUUUCAAUUUUUAAAACAAUAA
Molecule: messenger RNA, 2913 nt
Organism: Dictyostelium discoideum AX4
Lineage: Eukaryota; Evosea; Eumycetozoa; Dictyosteliales; Dictyosteliaceae
Exons: 1
Coding region: 1-2913 (970 amino acids)
Source: RefSeq, a predicted model, not a curated record